AUUUUACCAACUAAAAUAUGGAUAAGAGAUUUCGAUCAAGACUUGUACGAAAUUAUAAGAAAAAGAUACCUUGCAUGCCUAGAUAUAAUCUUGAAGAAGAAAAGAUAUCCCAGGUUCCUCUAGAGCGAGAACAAAUAGAGCAAUGGAAGGAAGAGGAAUAUGAUCGCUUAGUCGAUAGCCGCAUUCAAAACUUAAGGCCAGCCAAGCGGGUUUUCCUGGGUUGAAACUCAUAUUGUGUGAAAUUCGCUAAAAAUAACCCCAAAAUUCUUGCAGUUGGGGAUGAAAUAGGAGGAAUACAUUUUAUCGACUCAACGAAUUGCAAAGAAAUCAAGGAUCAAGAUCACCCUUAUUCACAGGAAGAUUACUUCAAGACUUAUUACCAAGAAGUCCAAAGAGCAUAUACAGAAGAGGAUCCAGAGGGAAAGCACAGGCCAAUUACUAUUCUCCCAACGAGUAGUGAAAAUAUUCAUGAAAAUGCAAUCUUUGACAUAGAAUGGUUUGAUAACGACAGGAUUCUUGGAACUGUCUGAGGAGACUUCAGUUCAAGGAUUUAUGAUGUAGCUCAUCAGAGAGUAUGAAAUAUUUUAGCAGGACAUAACGGGUCUCCUAGAACAAUCGAUUCCCAUCAUUGAACUUCAGAUGUAUUCGUAACAUGUGGAAGAGACGGAGAGAUUCUGCUCUAUGAUGUCAGAGACCAAAGUUCAAGAAGAGUGGAAGGGGGAGAAGAGUUGAUCUAUCCGGUUCAUGCUCUUAGCCAUUAUGCUCUGAAACUCAGAGAAGAAUUUGGGAACCGUGCCAAGGCAAAAUACUCAAAACAUGAGAAUGAUAAAAGAGCCAUAACAAGUUGAAAGUUUUAUGAUUCAAACACCCUACUCAGCACAGAGAGUAGUUCAGACGAGAUAAAAUUUUGGGACCUCAGAGUUCUAUGAAGCUUGCCAAAAGUAUCAAACAGCACAGUUGUUGAUAAGGAUAAUAAGAAGUCCCCCAAAUAUGGAGAGAGGGAAGAAAAAUCCUUUAGAGGAAGCCUCUCUUAUUACACCCAUCUCAUGAAUAUUUACAGGGGCUUAAAUGAGGCUGAAUUUGCAAGAGCUAACGGGCAGGAGGUAAACGAUACAUAUUCCAAUAUUAAAGAAUAUGACUUGCUUCAGUGUAUAAACCAAAGGAAAAAGGAGAAUGGGUUCACAUCUUUGACCGUACAUAGAGAUUUAGGGAGAGCUUCCAGGACACAUAAAAGUCCAUUGAUUCUGACAAAUGGAAUAAAAAGUACUGUGUACCUUUACCAGAUGGAUAAAAUGAGUGAGGCUCCUCCUAAAAUUUUUAAAUCUCAUCAUUCAAAUUUCUACACGAAAGCAACACUAAGUCCAUGAAUGGAUUAUUGUAUAACUGGUUCUGACUCAGGGCAUGGGCUCUUGAUCUGGAAUACAAAGAAGCCAGACUUAGAUAAAUUUAAUACCUACGAAUGACUUGACAAGAAAUCUCAGUAUAUUUACAACUAUUAUUCGUUCAAGCAAGGUCAUAUUAAGGACAUCAAUGGCAUUGAUUGGAGUAAUAGCUACUCUCAGCCUUUUAUUGCAACUUCGAGUGAUGAUCUCACAAUCUGCCUUUGGGAAUAACCCAAAAUGCAAAAAUAAUACUUCUAAUGCUUCAACACAC
Moneuplotes crassus is the source of this 1653-nucleotide messenger RNA. Lineage: Eukaryota; Ciliophora; Spirotrichea; Euplotida; Euplotidae. The record is from the annotation of a GenBank genome assembly.